Messenger RNA from Gallus gallus (chicken), 1006 nucleotides. RefSeq names its product sperm acrosome associated 1 (gene SPACA1). The record is from RefSeq and is a predicted model, not a curated record. The transcript is spliced from 7 exons. Gene Ontology annotation, cellular component: acrosomal membrane. Lineage: Eukaryota; Metazoa; Chordata; Aves; Galliformes; Phasianidae. Gene Ontology annotation, biological process: acrosome assembly. The coding region runs from base 47 to 799 and encodes 250 amino acids.
GGGCGCGGCUCGUUGUGACGCCUCAGGAGCCUGCGAGCGAGCGGCCAUGGCAGGGCGGGCGUGUGGCGAGGCUCUUCUCCUUCUCCUGCUCCCGCCGCUGCUCACGGCCCUGCUGGAUGCGGAGCUGCCGGGCUCCGGGGACGAGAGCGAGAGGGCGGAGCCGGAUCUGAAUGCCCUUGAGUCCACAGCGCUAGAGUUUGGAGAAUGCACAGUUACAUGUGGGAUUGGCAUUCAAGAAAUUCUGUUAACAAGUGGAUGCCCUGGGGAUGAAGCAAAAUGUAUUGUUGGUGUGAAGGAAUGCCAUGGGCCAGUGGACUGUGGAUGGGGAAGACCAAUUUCUGAGAACUCUUCAAGCGUAAUGAUGACUUGUAUAUAUAUCUCUCCUGAAAAUCGAUUUAAAUAUGUUUGGAAAAUCUUAACUUCAGACAAGCCAGCAAGCAUUCUUCCCAAUGAUUCAGCUGUUGUGGUAGUACACAGAGAUACGCGUUCAGUUACUUAUCAGUGUGAAACUCAAGAAAAUGGAAGUAUAAUUGCCUCUGUAAAAUACACAGUGAAUGCAACAACUGAACUGAAAACAAAACAACCAAUGAGAAAAGAAAGAGGACAGUCAAGGAGAAGAAGGGCAGAUGGCAUUCUGAUCUUUUGCGUCAUUACUGCAGUCAUUAUGACCAUUGGUGUGAUCUUUGUCGUAAUCUUUAUAAUUCUUCGCUGGGCUGUUGUCAAAACUGACUUGGAAUCAACAAAUGGUCAAGAUGACAAAAAGCUGACCAACCAAAGUUCAGUGAGUACCAUGGAAUAAGUAGACUCUCGCUCAGUCAGUGUUGGCUUUCAAGGUGUUGGAGCUCCUGCACAUGCAUCUACUGUGAUCUCAGUAACUUCAUUAGCCACAAUACAAGAAGUGCCAGAAGUCCUUCCAGCACUUGCAUAAUGAACAGAUUUAAUUAAAAUAAUAAUAAUAAAAAAUUAAAAAAAAAAAUCAGAUUACACAGAAGCAGUAUAUAAAGAA